GCUGAAGAGGGGCGGAAGCUCGGAGCCGUGCCGGGAGCGGCACUGUGAGAUAGGAACGUCGGGAGAUUACAGCCGCAGCUGCUGCUCGUGGGCUGCUCGGGGUCCAGCGUGGCUUUGGUUUAUUAUUAUUAUUCCGAACAAUUUGGGAGAAACUAGAAAACUCCUGUUUGGCGUGACAGUUUGGAAAGGGGAGGUGCAAGCACUUCAGAAUCUGUCCCAGAAAGGUGUUGCACAACAGCGUAGCAAGAUUUGGGGGGACGGGCUUGUCACCGUGGUUGCAUCCGGCGCAGAAGCUGCACUUGCAGGGGCGCCAUGUGGUCAGCAGAUGAAAUUGCUGAGUUGUGUUAUGAGCAUUAUAGGACCAGACUCCCUAAGCAGGGAAAGCCAGAUCCAAGCAGAGAAUGGACUUUGCUGGCAGCUGUGGUCAAAGUGGAAUCUGCAGCUAAAGGAGAGGGUUCUGCUGAUGUGGGGAGCCUGCAGGUAACCAAGGAGGUUGUUGCUCUCGGAACUGGAACAAAAUGUAUUGGACUAAACAAAAUGAGAAAAACUGGAGACAUUCUGAAUGACAGUCAUGCAGAAAUUGUGGCCAAAAGGAGCUUCCAGAGGUAUCUUCUCCAUCAAAUGCGCCUGGCAACUUCCUACCAACAAUGCAGCAUCUUUAUUCCAGGAGCUGAAACUGGGAAAUGGAAACUCAAACCAAAUAUCGUAUUUAUUUUCUUCUGUAGUCAUACCCCGUGUGGUGAUGCUUCUAUUAUUCCAAUUAGAGGAACAGAGAACCAUCUUUCUAAAUCAGUGAAUGGACGUGAUGUAACUGGACAGUCAGUGUUGUGCAGUAGUAACCAUGAUCAUAGGGGCCCAGAAGAUAAAAGGAAAUCAGAGAAGAUGGCAGGUAGUCAUAUAAUCAAGAGAAUGAAGAAUGCUGAUGGUGGAUUUUUUUCCACGAUCACUGAGGACGUGGCUAUUCAGCAAGUAUUUGUGAAACCAGAAGGCAGCGUGAGUCCAGAGUGCUGUGAAUGUUCUGAAGAGAUGCAGGCAGCUAACAAGAAGACCAACAUUGACAAACUGAAGGCAGUAGACGUUUAUAGAACUGGAGCAAAAUGUGUACCUGGAGAGCUGAGUGACGCACUAAUACCUGGCAUAGAGUAUCACUGUGUAGGGUUAUUACGGGUGAAGCCGGGUCGUGGGGAUAGAACAUGCUCCAUGUCAUGCAGCGAUAAACUGGCUCGCUGGAAUGUGUUGGGAUGUCAAGGAGCCCUUCUGAUGCAUUUCCUGCAGUAUCCAGUGUAUUUGUCAGCAGUUAUAGUGGGGAAGUGUCCAUACAGCCAAGAAGCUAUGCAGAGAGCAAUUAUUGAAAGGUGUCGGCACAUCUCUUUGUUACCAGAUGGUUUUCGCACUCAGGAGGUUCAGUUGCUGCAGUCAGACCUUCAGUUUGAACAUAGCCGUCAGGCCAUCCAACAAGGUCAGAUGAGCAGCAAAAGAAAACUGGUUCCCUGUAGCGCAGCUAUCAGUUGGAGUGCAGUUCCAGAGCGACCUCUGGAUGUCACCUCAGAUGGCUUUCGGCAAGGAACUACAAAGAAAGGGAUUGGAAGCUCUCAGAGCAGAUCAAAGAUCUGUAAAGUGGAACUCUUCCAUGAAUUCCAAAAGCUGGUGACAAGCAUUUCAAAGGAGAGCUUACCAGACACUCUCCGGAUGAAGACUCUGGAAACCUACUUGGACUACAAGGAAGCUGCAUUAAAUUAUCAAGAAGCCUGGAAGGCACUGCGUAGCCAGGCACUGCUGGGCUGGAUCAAGAAUGCCCAGGAGUAUCUGCUCUUCACAUGAGAAUAAAAGCAGCUAUGUAAAUCCAGCAGUAAGCCAUGGAACACAGCAGAUACCUCUGCUGGUUGAGGGAUGCAAAAAAUAUCCUCUAGUUCCUAUGCCAAAGGAAGACAGAACUGAAAAGGGAAGCGAUUUAGAGAACUCAUUGUUUUGAUUGAUCUGAAGCCUCCUUUUUAUUAAAUAUAGGAAAGGAUCAUUGCAUACUUAAUUCUGAGCUGCAUGAAACAAUUCAAAACAAAGGAAGCAGUGAUGUGCUAUCCUCUGUUUCUUGGUAUUAUAAUCUAUCAGAGUCCACUAUAAUGGAAGUGACAUUAACUAAAAUUGGAGCAGUGCUAUGGAAGAGGCUGCUGCUGUGAAACUUCAGUGCUUGUUUUUCUUCUACUCUUCAUAACACUGAGGUUGUUCUUGUGAUGCUGGGACAACCUAAUGUGUAGUAAGUCGUAUAUUUUAUAACUCUUGUCUUUCCUUGUGUGGAAGAAUUUUCUGUCCCUCCAGGCCCAUUGCUCCUAACUGGAAGUAGUUGUUUUCAGGGGUCUUCCUCUGGAAGUCCUUUGUAUCAGCUACUGUUGUGACAAGGACCCAGAGCAGAAGCAAAAGAGCGCUGGGGAUAAAGCUGUCAAAUAACACUGUUCAUGGUAUUCUGUGCAUGUCUCAUGAUUUCAGUACCACACCACGUGCCCUUCAUUUGUUGUGCUUCUGUGUACAGGAAAGACACUUCCUAAUUCUGUGCAGUUCCAGGCAAACAUUUACAUACACUUCGGUGUUUCAAGCAUGGGUCAUUCUUGCUUUUUGUUUUUCCUCCUUCAGUGAUACUUCAUUAAAAGCAGAAAUGCCUUAGUGAUUUA
Messenger RNA from Tympanuchus pallidicinctus (lesser prairie-chicken), 2663 nucleotides. RefSeq names its product adenosine deaminase tRNA specific 1 (gene ADAT1). The transcript is spliced from 9 exons. The record is from RefSeq and is a predicted model, not a curated record. Gene Ontology annotation, biological process: RNA processing. NCBI's taxonomy places the organism in Eukaryota, Metazoa, Chordata, Aves, Galliformes, Phasianidae. Bases 313 to 1821 code for a protein of 502 amino acids. Gene Ontology annotation, molecular function: RNA binding; adenosine deaminase activity.